AUGUCCGCCAAACGCACGGACCAUCCGCCCAAGCGGGUAUCGUUUUCGCUGCCGGGCCAGAGCCCAUGGGCAAUUGCGCUACCUUCCACACCAACUCCACAACGUGUCUUGCCAGAUUCAUACACUGGAUUGCAUACACCAAACACAUCAACUCCAACCCUAAACGCUCGCUUUCAGACUCCAACCACCGUCUCAUCAACUCGAAACAGUCACCUACAAACUCCGAACACAUCCUCUCCGACUCGAAACGCUCGUCUCCAGACUCCACACACAUCAACUCCAACUUCAAACACUGCCUCACCAACUGCAAAACGUUACUUGCAAUCCCCGAAGAGCUCCUCAUCGACUCCAAAGACUGACCUGCCUAAUUCGACUCGCAAUCCGACGCGCCAGCCUACCUCCAAAAAUCUCGUUUCCAAGCUUUCGCCAAAUUGGUAUUUCAACGAGCAAGACACAGCGCUAAUCCGUGCCGGAUACGAACCUCAGUGGACUCCCAAUCCACCUGAUACGACACCCAUUCCCACUGGAAAGGGCAGGAAAGAGCCCGCAACCAAGCCCUCCAUGGCUGAACCACGUGCACGUAUGGCCCGACACAAGGGCCAAAUGAAUUUCCAGAAUGAGCUCCGUCUACUCCUUCUCGCCUACGGCGAUCCCAGCCCGCACCCAAGUUUCCCAAACGAACCACUUCCCGAGACAGUACGUGUAUUAGAUGAAAUUGUCACCGACUUUGUGCUUGAACUCAGCCACGGUGCCGCGCAAGUCGCACACCAUGCCCGCCGCCAGAAGAUCAAAGUCGAGGACUUCCGCUUCGCAUUGCGUCGUGACCCGAACAAGCUCGGCCGUGUCCAGGAGCUGCUGCGCAUGGAACGUGAAUUGAAAGAAGCCCGUAAGGCAUUUGACCAGAAUGAUGAUCAGGUUGCUAAGGAAGCUGGAAAGAAAGGUGCUGCCGCUGCGGCGGCGGCUGCUGGUGAGGAUCCUGUGGCAGCUGAAGCUGCUGCUGCUACUGUUACCAAGAAGAACAAAGGCAAGGGGAAGAGAGGUGCUACGACCCGUCGUGGAUCUGAUGCUACUGAGGAGUCGGUUUCGAAGAAGCGCAAGACGAUCGGCUGA
Molecule: messenger RNA, 1110 nt
Organism: Penicillium digitatum Pd1
Lineage: Eukaryota; Fungi; Ascomycota; Eurotiomycetes; Eurotiales; Aspergillaceae
Product: putative transcription initiation factor TFIID subunit 13
Biological process (GO): RNA polymerase II preinitiation complex assembly; transcription by RNA polymerase II
Cellular component (GO): transcription factor TFIID complex
Molecular function (GO): protein heterodimerization activity
Source: RefSeq, a predicted model, not a curated record